Andrographis paniculata is the source of this 759-nucleotide messenger RNA. Its product is annotated as plastocyanin-like. NCBI's taxonomy places the organism in Eukaryota, Viridiplantae, Streptophyta, Magnoliopsida, Lamiales, Acanthaceae. Bases 125 to 634 code for a protein of 169 amino acids. Gene Ontology annotation, cellular component: chloroplast thylakoid lumen. The transcript has a single exon. Gene Ontology annotation, molecular function: copper ion binding. The record is from RefSeq and is a predicted model, not a curated record.
CUUUAAAAUCCUAACAUCAUCUUCUUCUUCCCAUCCCAUCCCAUCUUCUUCACCAUUCCAGCUAAAAAUUAAAGCAAAACAAUUCAUACCCACACCACAGAAAAUAAGACAAAUUAAAUCAAGAAUGGCCACCAUCACCUCCGUCGCCGCCGUCACCAUCCCCUCCUUCACCGGCCUGAAAGCCACCGCCUCCAAACCCGCCGCCGCCGCCGUCUCCACCAGGGCCGCCGCAGCAGCACCCCCCAAGCUCUCUAUCAGAGCGUCCUUGAAGGACGUCGGCGCGGCGGUCGUCGCCACCGCCGCCACCGCAAUCCUCGCCGGAAACGCCAUGGCCUUCGACAUCCUCCUCGGCGCCGACGACGGUUCCCUCGUUUUCGUCCCCAAAGAAGCUGAAGUCGCCGCCGGCGAGCAGAUCAACUUCGUCAACAAUGCCGGAUUCCCACACAACGUGGUGUUCGACGAGGACGAAGUCCCCGCCGGCGUCGACGUCAGCAAGAUCUCCAUGGACGAGCAAGACCUCCUCAACGGCCCCGGCGAGAAAUACUCUGUCACUCUCACCGAGAAAGGCUCUUACAGCUACUACUGCUCCCCUCACCAGGGCGCCGGCAUGGCCGGAAAAAUAACGGUCAAAUAAAUACAUUCUCCGACCACUCCUUAUCUUAUGUAUUAAUUAAUCACAUCAUCGUCUUCUCCACUGGGAUUUUUCUUUCCAUGUAUUCUGAGCUACGCUGUCUGAAAUUCCAUGCUUCAUUGAUUAAA